AUGAUUUCCUUUCGAAAAUGCGUUUUCAUCGCCUUUCUUAUUCUUUCCGGCGGUUUCCUACUACACGCAGCCCAUAUCAAGCCGGUAUCAGCCAAUGUUGAGGUUGAGACUCACCACCAACGAUCAGAACAACCACUACGCACAUCAGUCACUGCCAAAUUGGAAUCGGAACCCGAGCCUGAGCCUAAAGUUGAAUCUGAUCCCGAACCUGAGCCAGAGCCAGAGCCAAAGACUCUGCGAGGCCGUCUAAAAUACCAUUUCCCUUAUGGCGUAACGGCUAAGUUCCCUGGCUAUAUCUGGCAGACGUGGAAGUAUACACCGGCAUCUGGAGAUUUCGAUCCUACACUACGGCCGCUAGAAGCAAGCUGGACUGAGCUGCAUCCUGGAUUCAUUCAUCAGGUCGUCGAUGAUGAGAGUGCACUAUACUUCUUGAAGUAUCUAUAUGCCUCCUUCCCAGAGAUUGUCGAGGCGUAUAACUCGUUGCCAUUGCCAGUUCUCAAGGCAGAUUUCUUCCGAUACCUUAUCCUUCACGCACGAGGAGGCAUAUAUUCCGACAUCGACACAUCUGCCCUUCGACCUGCAACAGAAUGGAUACCCUCUAAAUUUGACCGCUCAACUAUUGGCCUGGUUAUCGGCAUUGAGGCAGAUCCCGACCGCGCAGACUGGGAUAAAUGGUAUUCACGCAGAAUUCAGUUCUGCCAGUGGACUAUUCAAGCGAAGCCAGGCCAUCCGGUUCUCCGAGAUGUCAUUGCUAACAUCACGGAAGAGGCAUUGCGCAUGAAGGUCGAGGGGAAUCUAACAGAUGGGAAGAUGGACAAGUCGAUUGUGGAAUUCACUGGCCCUGCCAUCUGGACAGAUGCGGUUUUCAGAUACUUGAAUGAUCCGUUUUAUUUUCCCAGCGAGGAUGGGGCUCUUCGAAAUAUCUCUACCCCCCAUUUCACUGGCAUGACGAAGCAGAAGCAAGUAGGAGAUAUUGUCGUCCUACCAAUUACCAGCUUCAGCCCUGGUGUGCAGCAGAUGGGUUCUGAGGAGCCGGACAGCGAUAUGGCCUUUGUCCAGCACCAGUUCUCAGGUACAUGGAAAUCACUUGAAGACAGAAGAAUCGGCCAUUGGUAG
This is a messenger RNA of Microsporum canis CBS 113480, 1116 nucleotides long. Its product is annotated as alpha 1,6 mannosyltransferase. Gene Ontology annotation, molecular function: alpha-1,6-mannosyltransferase activity. The transcript has 2 exons. Gene Ontology annotation, cellular component: mannan polymerase complex. NCBI's taxonomy places the organism in Eukaryota, Fungi, Ascomycota, Eurotiomycetes, Onygenales, Arthrodermataceae. Gene Ontology annotation, biological process: protein N-linked glycosylation. The record is from RefSeq and is a predicted model, not a curated record. Bases 1 to 1116 code for a protein of 371 amino acids.